AUGGCGUCUUCACGGCGGGACUACGUGUCCGACAAGGCGACGGUCAAGGACUUUGUGCUCAACUUUCGACCGGCAACGGCGCAGCCGAGCGACCCGCCACACUACAUGGCGGUGCUGCAAGCGGUGGCGAACAGGGAGACCCGCGAGGUCAAUGUCUCGUUGGAGGAUCUGAUGGAGUUCACGGGUGGAAACACCGGGCUGGCGGAUGCAGUGGCGCACAACACCGCCCGGUACCUCACUCUCUUCCAGGAGGCCAUCGACGAGGUGUUGCCGGAGCCGACGGCUAAUGUGGAGGACGCCGACAUUGUGGAUGUGCUCAUGCAUCAGCGGCGGGAGCGGGCAAACGCAGCUGGCGGGAGCGCGGCUGGCGGGGCCGGCGGUGGAGCUGGUGGAGCUGGUGGCGACGACGGCGCCGGGCCGUCUGUACCCGAGUUUCCGCCAGCGAUGCGGCGGAGGUACGAGCUGCGGUUCAUCCCGCCGUCCAAGAAGGAGGUAAUGGGGAUCCGCGAGGCCGGGGCGGAGCAGAUCGGGUCACUCAUCACGCUCUCUGGGGUGGUGACGCGGAUCACCGAGGUUAAGCCGCUCAUCCAGGUGGCGACGUACACGUGCGACGUGUGCGGGUUUGAGAUUUACCAGGAGGUGACCGGGCGGACGUUUAUGCCUGUGGCACAGUGCCCUUCGGAGCGGUGUCGGGCAAACAACACGCGCGGCAAGCUGUACAUGCAAACGCGCGGGUCCAAGUUUGUCAAGUUCCAGGAGAUGCGGCUGCAGGAGCUGUCGUCGCAGGUGCCUGUGGGCCAUGUCCCGCGGUCGAUCACCAUCCACCUCAAGGGCUCGCUCACGCGUGUUGCGACGGCGGGCGACACGGUCGAGGUCACCGGCAUCUUCCUCCCGAUCUCGUACACCGGGUUCCGGCAGAUCCGAGCCGGGCUUGUGGCUGACACGUUUUCGUACGCCGAGACGGCCAAGGACGCCGUGUCUGACGACGCGGUGGCGACGCUUGCGGCCGACUCUGCGGUGUACUCCAAGCUGGCCAAGUCGAUUGCACCGGAGAUUUUCGGCAUGGAGGACGUGAAAAAGGCGCUCCUGCUCCUGCUGGUGGGCGGCGUCUCGCGCAACGUGCGCAACUCGAUGAAGAUCCGCGGCGAGCUCAACGUGUGCCUCAUGGGCGACCCGGGUGUGGCCAAGUCGCAGCUGCUCAAGUACAUUUCGCGGCUGACGCCGCGUGGGGUGUAUACAACAGGCAAGGGCUCGUCCGGCGUCGGUCUCACCGCAGCCGUCAUCCGCGACAAGACAACUGGCGAGGUCUCGUUGGAGGGCGGCGCGUUGGUCCUGGCCGACAUGGGCGUUUGCUGCAUCGAUGAGUUUGACAAGAUGGACGAGUCGGACCGGACGGCCAUCCACGAGGUCAUGGAGCAGCAGACGAUUUCGAUUGCCAAGGCCGGCAUCAUCACUACGCUCAAUGCGCGGACGUCGAUUCUGGCGGCGGCUAACCCGGUGAUGGGCCGGUACAACCGGCGGCUCUCGCCGACGGAGAACAUCAACCUGCCUGCCGCGCUGCUCUCGCGGUUCGACCUUGUCUUCCUCCUCCUCGACACGCCCGACGUCGACAAGGACCAGCUCCUUGCGCAGCACAUUUGCUACGUCCAUCGCGAGGCCAAGGCACCGCCGCUCGACUUUGAGCCGUACGACCCAGCGCUUAUCCGGGCGUACGUGGCGAGGGCGCGCGAGUGCAACCCGGUGGUGCCCGACGACCUUGCGUCGUACGUUGUCUCGACGUACGUUGGCAUGCGCGAGAACGAGGCCCGCCGCAAGGAGCUCCACGGCCACACGUCGGCGCGGACCCUGCUCGGCGUCCUCCGCCUGGCGCAGGCGCUUGCCCGCCUCCGCUUUGCCGACGUCGUGACCAAGCCCGACGUCGAUGAGGCUGUCCGCCUCAUGCACAUGUCGAAGGCCUCGCUCACCUCGGACUCGAGCAGCUCGUCGGGUCUUGACCCCAAGUCAGCCAUCUACACCAUCAUCCGCGACGAGGACGCCCGCCGCGGCCACUCGCAGACGCUCCGCUACGACGACAUCCUCCCGCUCGUCAUCGCCAAGGGCUACACCGCCGCCCUCCUCGACGACGUCAUGGACGAGUACGCCGACAUCGGCGUGUGGACCAUCUCCUCUGAUCGUUCCACCAUCACCUUUGUCUCGUAGACGCAUGAUCGAUGGCUUGUGUGUGGGCGCGUGGGCGCUGCCUGGCACACUGGCCGUGAUAAAUGAAUAUCCAGA
Messenger RNA from Thecamonas trahens ATCC 50062, 2274 nucleotides. Its product is annotated as prolifera. The transcript is spliced from 3 exons. Gene Ontology annotation, biological process: double-strand break repair via break-induced replication; DNA replication initiation; DNA strand elongation involved in DNA replication. The record is from RefSeq and is a predicted model, not a curated record. Bases 1 to 2199 code for a protein of 732 amino acids. Gene Ontology annotation, cellular component: nucleus; MCM complex. Gene Ontology annotation, molecular function: single-stranded DNA binding; ATP binding; ATP hydrolysis activity. Lineage: Eukaryota; Apusomonadida; Apusomonadidae.